Messenger RNA from Lactuca sativa (garden lettuce), 892 nucleotides. Its product is annotated as cyclin-U4-1. The record is from RefSeq and is a predicted model, not a curated record. NCBI's taxonomy places the organism in Eukaryota, Viridiplantae, Streptophyta, Magnoliopsida, Asterales, Asteraceae. Gene Ontology annotation, biological process: regulation of cyclin-dependent protein serine/threonine kinase activity. Gene Ontology annotation, molecular function: protein kinase binding.
UUGUCUUUCUUCUUCGCUAGCUCGGCUGAAACUAUCUCUCUCUCUCUCUCUCCCUCUGUUCAUCAAUGGCGGACAUGGAGUGCCCAACAGUGAUGAACAACCUCAUUACAUUCCUGUCAUCUCUACUUCAACGAGUAGCCGAAUCGAAUGAUCUCAACCCUCGAUUUCACCCGCAGAAGAUCUCGGCUUUUCAUGGUCUCACUAGGCCAACUAUCUCGAUCCAAAGCUAUUUAGAGAGGAUUUUCAAGUACGCUAACUGUAGUCCUUCCUGUUACGUUGUUGCGUAUGUUUAUCUUGAUCGGUUUACCCAGCAACAGCCUGCCCUUUCUAUCAAUUCCUUCAAUGUCCAUCGGUUGUUAAUUACUGGUGUAAUGAUUGCUGCCAAGUUCAUGGAUGAUUUGUACUAUAAUAAUGCAUAUUUUGCAAAAGUAGGAGGAAUCAGCACAACAGAAAUGAAUUUUCUUGAAGUGGAUUUCUUGUUUGGAUUAGGGUUUCAAUUGAAUGUGAACCCCACCACUUUCCACACCUAUUGUUCAUAUCUCCAAAGAGAAAUGUUGCUUCUUCAACCACCAUUAGAUCAUCAUCUAACAUCAUCAUCAUCAUCAUCAUCAUCGUCAUUGCCAUCAAUAACAACAAAACUGCUUCAUUAUGAAGAUGAUCAUCAACAACAAGAAGUGGCAGCAGUUUAAUCAGCAAUCUUUUCUUUUUCUUUUUCUUUUUUUUGAGACUGAAUUAAUCUUUUUAUCUUGAGCUUGAAUGAUGUGUUUUUAGGUAGAUUGUAGAUUAUUUUAUAUGGGUUUAGCAAGUUAAACCUUUUUAAGGCAGUUUUUUUGGGGGGUGUAUUUUACUUGACUUUGAUUGGUGGUAUAUACAAAUGGGAUGCUUUCUAUUU